Messenger RNA from Rosa rugosa (rugosa rose), 3416 nucleotides. RefSeq names its product E3 ubiquitin-protein ligase WAV3-like. The transcript is spliced from 2 exons. The coding region runs from base 1361 to 3187 and encodes 608 amino acids. Lineage: Eukaryota; Viridiplantae; Streptophyta; Magnoliopsida; Rosales; Rosaceae. The record is from RefSeq and is a predicted model, not a curated record.
UUGGGGAGGGCAGAAGUCCUAAAGGUUAUAUAGGGCUACACAUGGUAAUGUUCAUUGUCCUUGAACUAUCUUGUAGAAAUUUGAAUUUGGAACCUCUAGCUAUAGUAUUAAAAUUUAGAGGAGAAAUGUUGGGCCAAAGAGGCCAAGAAAUACCCAAAGAUACAUCACUUAAGGAGAUUUUUCUUUGGAAUAUAUCUUGGAUGGAAUGAUUACAUUUUAUUGUGAAAUUCAAAUAUGAUAUUUGCCUUUUCCACUGUAUUUAUUUUGGUUUCCAGUUGGCAGAGUUACCCUUUAGCUGACUUUUAGAUCACAUUAACUACAGAGGACGUCUUUCCAUGUUUGUUCUUUUUGGAUGUUUUGUCUUGGUUUGGGCCAUUCUUGUUUCCAGUAUAUAUUCUGUAAAGAGCAUUACUUAUUUUCUUCUCUUUCUCAAAUUUGGAAACAAAAUGACAAGUGCCAGUUGUAUAUUUAUUGUGUGCUCAUUAGUAUCUGGAAAUGUUAAAGUUGAUGAGAAAUGGUGGAAGGAUAUUAUGCUUUGUUGGAGGUCUUCAUCUUGGAACCGUCUGACCUUGUCCUUUCUCCCCUUUUGUUUUGUUUACAGUCUCUUUUUUGAAGUCAGAAAUACACUCUCUCAUGCUGAGACUGAUGAGUGAAGUGUACUGUUUCAUAGGUUGACCUCUCAGUUUCAGUGCUAGCCAGGUUGAUUAGCAACAGUUCUAGUUAUAUUCUGUAUGAGACUUUAUUUUCCUUGCAUUUAUUCAAAUUGGCCUCAUGUCAUCUCUCCUUUUCAAGUGGAAAAGAUUUGUUCUAUCAUGUUCAUAGUAUGACUUUUGAGGUUUGACUGAAGUAGUGCUAUACAGGUAGUUGCUUUUUACUUUCUUUUAGAAUAAUAUGUGUUGCUUGUGGCUUUACACUUGGGUUGGAAGGAUUGGCAAAAGCAAGGAUCUUGCCUUGGUUGGCAACCCCCAUCCAAGGUUCGAGCCCCAGAGUUGUCAAUUUAUCCCUUGUUGGUAGGUUGCUGAGUGCUGGGGUCUUGCGGGGCCCAUGUGAACGCUGGUGAAAUGUGCCAACUUCACAGGUGUCGAAGUCAUCUUGAGGCUUGAUUGCGGAUGCCUGCGGGUCCUACCACCUUCAGUGGGGUAGUGUGGGCUUUGGGACGUUGCGGGGUUUGUCUACUCUCAAUUGUAAACUGGCUCGGGGCCCAGAUGUUUGUUGGGCUCCUGCCAAGGCCUGCCUUGGGAGAUCGGGGAAAACAGUCGAUCAUAAAGUUCCUGGGCCGGGGGAUCUGCCUUCCCCCUCCCAAAUACUGUUCACCAAAAAAAAAACACUUGCUGUUAGAUGGCUUUUGACUACUUAAAGUAUGAAUUUAAGGCACUUGAGUACUCAUGCACAGCACUUGAUUUACUUCCGUCUGAAUGUGGCAAGAUUCUUCUUUCUUUCACCCAAUAAUUGUUGCGCCAUUUGCCUGAGUAACGUGAAAAGAGGGCAAGGUCAAGCCAUCUUCACUGCUGAGUGUUCCCACUCUUUCCACUUCGACUGCAUUGCCAAAAACGUCGAGCAUGGAAAUCUUUGCUGCCCUAUCUGCAGGGCCAAAUGGGAUAGAAUUAAUGUACCGUUCCAAGCUCCCAAUGAUAGUUUGGAUCCUCAGCGAAACCACUUGGGCAGUAUCCAUCCUCAUCCUGAGCCCUUCUCUGACGAUGAGCCUUUACUUACCAUCUCUUCUACUCAGUCAUCUGUCUCCCAGAGUGUGACAAUUAAGAUUCACACAGAGUCACCUGCGAUCUCUGCUUCAGAAUCACGCGCAAAUUUUCCUAUGCUUGUCAGCAUUCGUGCACCACCUCUUGAGGACCCUAAUGGCCACAGUCGUACACCCGUUGACCUUGUAACAGUUCUGGAUGUAAGUGGCAGCAUGGGUGAAACAAAGCUUUCCCUUGUCAAGAGUGCUGUCAAAUUUCUCAUCCUAAACUUGGGGCCUUCAGACCGGCUGUCUAUAGUAUCAUUCUCAACAACUGCUACAAGGGUGUUUCCUCUACGAAGAAUGUCUGAUGAUGGCCGUGAGAGUGCCAUCCUAGCUGUUGAAUCGCUUAGAUCAAGUGGUGGAACUAGCAUUGCUGAAGGACUCAAGAAAGGAACUCAAGUCCUUGAAGAACGAAGGGAAAGGAACCCAGUUGCUAGCAUCAUGCUCUUAUCCGAUGGCAUUGAUUCAUACUAUCCAGGUGGAAGCCAAUUGAAGAACCAAUUGCCUGCCUCUAUUUUUUCUACCAAAACAGAACAUGGAAUUCCAGUCCACACAUUUGGGUUUGGCAAGGACCAUUGUCCAACUACUUUGCAUGCUAUAUCUGAUGCAUCAGGCGGAACCUUUUCCUUCAUUGAAUCAGUUGAGAUGAUACAAGAUUCCUUCGCUAUAUGCAUUGGUGGUCUUCUCAGUGUUGUGACUCAAGAAUUGCGACUGACACUCAAGUCAGCAACACGUGGGGUGAUGAUUGUUGCAAUACCAUCAGGGAGAUAUUUCAGUGAGAUUUCUGACAAGGGCAAGCAAGGUGUUGUUACUGUUGGAAAUAUGUACGCAGAAGAGGAGAAGCAAUUUCUGGUAUACCUCUUUGUUCCGAAAUCCUCAACAAGUGACACCAAAACAUCAUUGUUGGAGGUGUUAUGUAUGUAUAAAGAUCUAGCUGCAAAUGAGUUGAUUCAGGCUCCAGGUGAAAGAAUAGAAAUACUAAGACCUAAGGUUUGUUCCCCUGCUGAAAAGGCAGUGUCUUUGGAGGUUGAUCGGCAGUGCAACAGAGUUUCAGUCGCUGAAGCUAUUGCAGAGGCACAACGGAUGGCUGAGAUGGGAAAUCUGAAGAGUGCAAAGGCGACUUUGGCUCAAGAAAGAUCAACUCUCUUGUCAUCACCAGCUGCCCAAGCCGGGGACAGCCUCAUUACUUUGCUUGAAGCUCAGCUCACUGAAGUCAUUCAUAGAAUGGCAACAAUGGAUUCGUAUACACUGACCGGCCGUGCUUACGCUCUCUCAGAAAUGAGCUCGCACUCAUUGCAAAGAGCCGCAGCUACAGGUGACUCGACAACCUGGAGUCUCACCAUGAGUGAAGGUGGAAAUUCUGCCACCAGUAGUGGUGUGUUUGAAACACCUCAUAUGAGCAGAAUGCUGAGGUUAUCGCACAAUCUUGGGACUAAUCCUGCAGCAUGACAACAACUAGUAUACUGAUUAACUAAAUAAGUCUUGGCUUGACCCCAAUUUGGUUUGUGACUAGGAUACAGCAUUAAUCAUCAACUGCUUCAGCCUUCAGUAAUAGACUGAUCGGAAACUCAAGAAAUGUUUUAUAUUUCCGAUCAGGAAUUGCCUUAAUAGUUUGUAUGGAUUGGAUUUAUCUUAUAAUAGAGAAGAUCAGUACUAAUAAUUCGAUUUUCUAUUUAUU